UACCGCUCCAGCGGCCUGGCGCGCCGAGGUCGGGUGGAAGCCGCCUGCUCGCUUUAUCUCAGCACCGGCGACAAAGAGCAGCUGUAGAUUUAUGGUAAUGUCAAGCAGUUUGGGACUUCAGCCUAAACAGAUCAAUAUGGAACACCAUAUCCCAAUUCACCCUUUACCUGAAGAUAUCCAACAGAUGUCCCAGAAUGAGACCGUUUGUAAAUAUUGUGGAGUUAGUUACCUGAUACAUCACGAAUUUAAAUUAAUGGAAGAAAAAGUAAAAGCAAUGGAAGCAGAAUUGGAAUAUUACCGUGACAGUGUUGUCCGGGAAAAGAAAUUGCAAGGAGAGCUUUAUUCAAUAAACCAGUGUGUGGAACAGCUGAAAAAUGAUAACGGAGAGAAGACUGAACGAUUGAACGUCAUGAGUGGGCAACUAGCGGCCAAACAGAAAGAACUGGAGGACACGCUUCUGAAAAUGGAUGUCAUUUCAGGCCAGCUAAUAGAAGCACAGAGCCAACGAAAACUUUUCAGGGAAAGAACAAAGCGGCAAGGACACGUUGUGGAGCAAGCUGCCUCUACCCUUCAUGGAAUAAGGGUUGAGCUAGCUAAGCUAAAGGAGGACGUAAGGGGCAACUUGGCGAUAUGGGACCCUUUCAGCAAAACUCUGGCGCACUGCCUGAAGGUCACAAACAGUUCUGUACAGUUGGAAAUAUUUGGAUUGCAAGAAAGCGUUAAGAAAUCAAACGAGGAGGUUGAUGCUCUUCAACAUCAAGUAAAAGAACUGCAUCUUUCAACAAGUACGGUUGUAUCACAAACCCAACAAAUUAAUGACUUAGCACAGAAGAAGUCCGUGCUUCAAAUCAGAUGUCAUGAGUUGCAGGAGCAUGCACUCGAUCUGGAAAAUCAAGUUAACACUCAGCAGCUACAUUUCCAGAAAGUUACCGAGGAAAAGGAACACGGCAAAGAAUUGUUACUGAAUAAAUCUAAAGAAGUGGCAGAUCUUCUAUCAAGGCUAACUAAACUGGAGUGUGCACAUGAAGAACAGCAAUCCAGACAUUGCAAGGAAAUAAAAGAAAAAGGUGAAAAAUGGCUGCGUUGUGUACAGACGUGUAAAGGCUUAGAAGAGCAACUGGAGGUGAAAGUCCGUAAGGAGUCAGAAGUGGAAAACCAAUCUUCAAAAUCUCUGAGUGAAAUUAUGACUCUAAAAGAUGCCCUUGGUCAAGUGGAGGAGAAGCUUGUGGCAUUAAAACAGGAAAGGGAACAGAUGAUAAUUUCACACCAAAACAGGAUUGAGCAGUUGCAAGAAAGCUUUCGACAGAAGUUAAGCAGUGAAGAAAGCUGGAGAGCAAAAAUGGAUUCAGAGUUAUCCAAGCAGCAUGCAAAACAUUCCACGGAUCUGAAGGAGUUAACACGGCAAAUGAAGGAAGAGGCAAAGUUUGAAAUAGAUAUUGAGAGAGAAAGACAUCAAGAACUGAUAACCAAAUGCAGAGAAGAAUACAAGGCACUCCAGACAAAGGUUCCCGAUUUAGUCAAUGCUGCAACCAAAGAAUUUCAGAUGGAAAUCAGUAGCGUGAAGAUAAAGCUUCAGGAGGCCCAGUGCCAACUCAGCCAGGAGGAGCACUGCAGAGACGAUGAAAUCAGUAAACUGGGAAAAAUAAUCUCUCGGCUGGAGACCCAGUUGAAACAGGAACAGAACAGAGUAGAGUCCAUGAACGAGGAGCUGAGGACUGAAGUGCAGCAGAAAUCUAUCGAGACAAGAGAAAGCCAACAGGUGAUACUGCAACUCAGAGAGGAGCUGUGCCAGACUGAGGAAGAGAAUACUUUCCUUGCGGAAACCGUGCGCAGAGAGUGCGAGGAGCGCUACGAGCUGACAGAGGCCCUCACUCAGGCCCGAGAACAACUGAAGGAAUUCAAGAAGCUGAGCAGAGAGCUUCCACGUUCUCAGCCGCCAGCCAGCCAAAGGAGCCUGAGCUCUUCGUCCUCGCACGCGAGCAGCCAGGCGCGCAAGUCACAAAGCUCCCCCUCCAACAGCAGUUGGUCAAAAGCCAACGGCUUGCAAGGGCUCCCGGCAAGAACCAGUCCCUUAAACAGUGCCGGCUGCACCUCUUUACCAGCCAUCCCAGUGAUGCACCCAGCAAAGGGGAGGACAGCAUCUGUCAGUGAAAUCAAACAGAGGAUUGCAGCGGCUGUAAAAAGAAAAUAGUCUGGGUCCACAAUCAGGGUGUUUGCGAAUGGAAUCAAUGCGACCAGACUAUUCAUCAUUGUACAGGCUUGAAUAUAUUGGAUCCUAGUGAUGAACUUAAACCAUGUAUCUUCUGCAAAGUGGUCGUGCAUUCAUCUAAGUCAAGGUUACUAAUUGCAGUUUCCUAAUGAUCCUGACAAAUCAUGACCUGCUGACAAAUAGAAUGAUUCUCAAGUCCAUUGACGCAGCAUUCUUCCUUGUGCUUUCUCUGGUGCCCCGUAUGCUUUCAUUUUUAGCGUGGAGUACUCACAAUUUAGCAAGGUACUCACAAGUGUGUCCCAACUCAGGGCCUAUGUAUUUUCUUUAGCACACAUUCUAUUUCUAUCUUUUUGAAAUAUCCAAACAAAGCACUGGGACUCAUUUCCAAUCUUCAUCAGCUUUUAUGCCAGUAGGGACGGCACGGUAGCGCAGCAGGUAGAGCUGCUGCCUCACGGCGCCAGAGACCCGGGUUCGAUCCUGA
Molecule: messenger RNA, 2690 nt
Organism: Amblyraja radiata (thorny skate)
Lineage: Eukaryota; Metazoa; Chordata; Chondrichthyes; Rajiformes; Rajidae
Gene: lekr1
Product: Leucine-, glutamate- and lysine-rich protein 1
Exons: 13
Coding region: 92-2191 (699 amino acids)
Source: RefSeq, a predicted model, not a curated record